Molecule: messenger RNA, 2009 nt
Organism: Lottia gigantea (owl limpet)
Lineage: Eukaryota; Metazoa; Mollusca; Gastropoda; Lottiidae
Exons: 16
Coding region: 12-2009 (665 amino acids)
Cellular component (GO): Golgi apparatus; endoplasmic reticulum
Source: RefSeq, a predicted model, not a curated record
GAAAUUUCACCAUGAUGGCCUCCGAAGGAAAGUGGGAAACUGUUCCAAUGAAAAAUAAGGCGAAUAAGCCUGAAAAUUUGAAAUCGAAGAAAAAUCAAACAAAGACCUUUAUAGAGAAUAUGCCCAGGGUCGAAUCCAAUCCUCCAUUAAAAACAUCCAAAACUGCUUAUGAUGCCUUCAUUGAGAAACAGAAAAUCACAGAAAAAAAUUCAUCAAAUAACUUUAGCAAUGAUCAUUUUGAGAAUAAGAAAAAUAAAGAGAAGAAAGAAAAACCCAAGACGUUGGAAGAAGCCACCAAAAAGUUAGAAGAAGUUGAUGUAAAGAACAUGGUAGAAAAAGCUCAAGGUUCUGUUAAGUCUACUAAUCCUGAAGCAUGGAUAAAAGAAUUAACUGUGGUCUUUAAUUCAUAUUUUAAACAACUUCCACAACCAGAUGUUCUUCAUAAAGAUAAACCCAAAAAUUAUCCUGCAAGUGCCUUGAAGUCUGACUGUAGUAACAGAUUGUUAACUACAUUAAAACAAGCUUCAAUACCAACAUUGGAACAGAUUUAUUUUCUUACCACUCAAAACAUGGUGAAUGAAUCUAAUAAAGGUGCUAUAUAUGGUUAUCAGAUUAUUCUGCAGUUAUUAUCUAAAGAUAAUCCAAAUAUUAUAGUACCAAGACUAAACCAGUAUUUAGAAAUAGUGAAUGCUAAUAAAUUAAAAGAGAAACAGAGUGAAUUAGCAUUAUGGUCUUUAUCUCAAUGCUGUUCUCGAGAUAUAAAAGUUGGAGUUAAAGCUAUUGUUGUUGAUUAUAUACCUGCUAUGAGGAACAAAUUAGUAGCACCCUAUGCAUUGAAUUAUAUUGAGGAUUUUUUUAGGAGGUUUACAUCUUUAUCUGAAGCCUAUGGUGAAAUUUCAAUAAAAGAAUAUUUUACAGCAUUAGAUUUAUUGUUACAUUCUAAAACAAUUAUUGAACCUGAUUUACGAGAACGCCUCAAUUUACAACUUGAAAAAGUGAAGCUGGUAGCAUAUGGAAGUGACCCCAAAACGAACCUAAGAAAUUUCUUUCCACAUUAUCUCAGUCGUUUAGACAACUCUUCUCCUGCAGCUCAACAAAACGAAUAUUUAUCCAGUUUAAUUCAAUGUUUAAGUACAGAUAAACAAUGUUUUCCUGACUGGUGUCAACUGUAUACCAAAUAUUUAACCCAAUCAGGGUGUUUAUUAAAAUAUAUGCAAGAUCAUUAUAGCACAGUUGUAAAAAAACUACCACGUAAAGUUCUUCGUCAAACUAUACGUUCUUUCUGUCUCACUAAUGAAGAGUUGUCACAAGCAAAACCUAAAAAUAGAAAAGAGGGUGUGGACAAAUGUACUGUAGUAUGCAAGGAGUUACAAUUGAAGUUAAGUCAGAGUGGAUAUCCAUGGAAACUGAUAUUAUUAUUAUUAUUAACGAUUGGAGGUGGUUUAAUAGCCUAUGAUGUCAGCACUAGUCAAAAUCUACAAUCAUCGAGAACUAUGGUGACACUUGAGAAAUAUGGAGUUAUCAAUGUAGCCAAUAAGGGAUGGAAAAAUGUUCAAAACUUUCAUAAAGAAACUCAAAAUUGGCUGAAUGUGAAUGCCCCAAUGUACAGAGAUAAAGUUGUACCGUACAUGACUCUGGCUUGGAAUAAAACUGUACAGUUGUUUAUCUAUAUUGGUGAUGUUACCAAACCUUAUAUAAAGUUAGCAUGGGCUAAAGUAUUACAAGCUGUUAACUGGUUUAAUAAAGAAUAUCCAGAUUUCUGGCCUAAAUGUGUAGAGUAUUUAAACAUAACCUGGCAGUUUAUUGAACAUCAUAGUAUUUGUACGUGGAACUGUAUGGUGAAUUAUACAUUGAUAUCAUAUAACUGGUUAUUAAAUAAUGUGCUUAUAGGUCAAUUUUCACCUGAGAAUAUACAGAAGACAGCUUACGAUGGUCUACAGGUUCUUCAACAAUAUCUAACACAGGCAGUAGCAUGGUGUCAGAAAACUAUCACAUCCUAUACUAGCUAA